AUGUGUGAUAUUUUCGAUGUAGUUGAGAAAGUGGUACUCGCUGCACACAAAGACUUAGCUUCUUGCAGAGUUGGGUUCAUUGAGCGGUAUGAUAAGAAAGUUGUAGUCAUAAGCAAGACGUUUUUCAUUUUUGACUGUGAUUUCAAAGUGAUCGAUUCUUAUGAACAUGAUUGCAACAUUUUGAAGGUGUGUUCGCCGGCCAAUGUUGUGUUCUUUUUCUUUCUAGAUGAGCAUGGCUUAUUAAACGUCUAUCUUCCCGAAAGGCACGAACUUGCAUUCUCCUUGACUCACUUAGGAAAAAUUCAUGAAUUGCAACUGGUGGCAACAGCAGCAGUUAGUUUUGAUCUUUUUCUUAGAUCUGAGGAUUCGUUGUUGUUAUGGAGAGAUAUUAACUCCGUACAGCUACAUUCAGAACUUGUUGAACGGAACUUUGAAGAACUUAAAACCCGUUUCAGUAGCCCUGAAAGUGUAUUUAUAACAGGGAAAAUGUUCUUUUGUUGCCAUAUAGAUCCUGCAGUAGUUUGGAAUCUUCAACUGUACAGUCGUUGCAAUGAUGAAUGUCCAGGUUUUCAUGAAAUAACGAUUGUUAUUUUAAGGGAUCUCGACGAAAAUGAUCAGCCCUCGCCUUCUGGUCUUACCAAACUGCUCGAACUUGUAUUGUUCCCCAGCUAUCAAGUUAUAUACCAAUUGCAUAUCAGCAAUGAUUCAUGGCUACUUUCUGAUUAUGAUGUAGGCAACUAUAAAGCCAUUUCUUCCGAUCCUCAAGUACUGUAUGCAGAGUUGCUCUCUAAAAGUCCCAAUGAGGAGACCGAAAACUUCUUUUUGUCUAUCAACGCAUUGAGAGCAACUGAUCCUAAAGAGAAGUUAUUGCAUCUCUUAAAAUCUAAAAAAUUUGAAGAAGCAAGGUUACUUGUGAAAACGUUCAAUCUUGGCUCUGAAGAUUUUCAAUUAGUAUUAACAACCGAAGUGGAAUUUUUAGUGAACGCCAUUCAUAAGCAAGACCAAGAUAACAAUCUCCUUUAUCCCAGACUUCUUAUAUGUUUGCAACAAACUGAGGAGUUAUGGAAAAAUUUAGAGGUCGUUGCGUCGGUUUUGCAAAUCACUAUGUUAAAUUCAGAUGACCAGUUGAAAUUACUUUUAAUUAUCAAAGAUAAGCUGAUUAUGGAUAAUCCUGAAGAUAUUUCUACUGCUCAUGAGGAAAUGGGAACAAAAGUACUUAUUUUACUGAAACGUCUAAAGGCAUUUUUAAUGAUUUAUGGCUCUGAUAGUUAUACCCCAGAAAAUUGGAUUGAAUUUCGCGAUGCGAAUGUUUAUACUAUAUUUGCUCGUCUCUUUCUUUCUAAUUCACCAUCUGCUGGAAAUAAAGCAUCUGAUCCAAGUCAAGCAUUUCUAUUUUGGAUCCUCUAUAAAGGUGAAUUAUCACAGUUUUUAACAUGGGAAACCCUAGAGCUUUUGUUUAACUUGCUAUCUAAACGACCUCUAACCUGUAUUGUAUCUGAAUACUCUUGUGAUGAUAACGUGAGUUCACCGUGUCGAUCAAACGAAUUAGAACUUUUGGAGUCUGAAGAGGCUAUUCAAAAGUGGAUACGUAAUGAAUUACUUCCUGUUGUUAUCAGACAGUUGCCAGAAACUUUACCCAUGUUAGCUAAAUAUUUAAUUCAACGCGUUAGAGAACUAGAAGCUUGUUCAUUCACUUCAAACUCCAAUGUUCAUAUACAAGAGAGGAAAUUAAAUUUUGUAGAAUCUGUAAAUAUUUCAGAAUCAAACAAUGAAGAAUAUUAUCUUAAUAUUGGCAGUGUAGCUGAUUUAUACCUUUCUGGUAUAGCUAGUCGUAAUCCUGAGGUUGAUCCUUUUUUUGAAUUGAGAAAAUUAGCAAAACAGUUGGAUACUAUUAAACUUUUGCGAGACGUUUACAACUGUCAGUUGUCCAUUGAUUGUUGUGAAGGGGAAACCGAAUUGUCUAUUGCUUAUCGUAUCCUUGAUGUUGCAUUUAAUCUCGGUACACGUUUUGACAAUGGUCUAGAUAUACUAACAGCACGAUAUUUGAAGGAUCGUAACAUCGAUUACCAAACAUUCUUUCAAGGUUACUCGUGUGAUCUGAUUAAUCGAAUUCGAACGGCUAUCCAUUCAUCUAUUUUAGAUGAUGAUUGUCCUACAGAGUGGCCUAAAUCUCCUAAAUGUAAACAAUCACACAAGAACACUAACUUAAACCAAGAUCCUCAUGUUCUUGCUCAGCAAGCUUGUUUGGUCGCUAGUUGGAUAACAGUACCUUCAUGUCGAAUGAAAGUUGUACUUGAUUUGGCUUCAGUCGCACCUCUACCGUGGUCUGAUGAUCUAAUUGCACUAACUGAGAGUGUUCUUGGUCAGGCUCGCAUUCAAGGUUCCUGUUCACAAUAUGUUGAUGGAUUAACUCACAAAAUGAACAAGCUGGAGCGUCUUUGCAACAUUGCCCGUCUUCAUGAAAUAUUUACUAGGUAUGAACUAAAAGAGUUCAGUCUCAGCGAUGUUGGUUACACUAAUUCCUUGUGGCUUGCUGAUCAGGCUAUUUCUCGUAUUUUACGGUCUGAUGAAGGUCCUUUCGGGACAAAUACACCUUUUAUUAAUCCACAGCUAACUCGAAGUGAUCCCGUGUAUCGUGAUGCUACAAUUGUAGCUCAAAAAUUACUUGAUCAGUUACAAUGGCCUCUAUUAUUUGCACAGUUAUACAUGGAAUUAGCACUUUUCAAGGUUAUCCAAUCAAAAGAAUUAGAGAUCACUAGUUUUCCAGAUGAUUAUGAAAGUCGUAUUUCGUUUUUCAUUAUUCAUUUAAAUUUCACUGUCAGUGAAACAUAUGAUUUUUUCAACCGAUCUGGUAAAUUAGAAAAAGCAUAUACAUCGCAGUUUACAUUUAUAAAGGAUUGGUUGAUUCGUUUAACUUUUCGUUCGAUGAAACAACUAUUAAAACAUGGAGAUGUUCUUAUUCCAUUUCAGCGUUCCUUAAUUGUUGAUCUGUGGUUAUCGUUGGCUAGCAUGAGAGCUACUUUAAACUCGAUUGAAAAUGUCAAGAAUUGUACGCAAAUGAGUUGGCGUCAUCUAAUGCAGUUUACCAAAUUAUAUGUAACUUCACCUUCGGAUGAAAAUAAUUCGACCGAGCCAGAAAUAACAAUUCUUUUUGAACUUUUUUCUAAUGAUAAAUGUGUAUUUGGUUUAUUAACUGAUCGAUUAUGUAUAAUAAGGCGUCUAACAAAACUCUACAUAGAACAGGUGUAUUCUUCAAAUGAAUCUAUGGAAAUUGAUAACUUAUUUAAUCUUCCUGUAAAAUUACGUUCUAGUUAUCAUUUUCUACUACCAGAUCUUCCCUAUGGAAUACGAGAAGAACUUAUAACUUGGCAAUGGUUUUCAUCAUUAUGUUCUUCUAUUUGUUCUUCAUCUGAAUCACGUUCACAAUUAAAUUUAACAAAUGAUCAUAAUUUAUUCAUUACAAAAACGUUCCAGAUUCAAUCAUUGUUAAUUAAAAUGACGGAAAUAUUGAUCAAUAUUCAUCAAACACGUUUGCAUAGUUCUCUUGGAAAAACAAAAAGUGAAUUAGUCAAGAUUUCUUCAACAUAUUGUUAUUUAGUGCCAACUUGUUGUUAUUGUCGUUGCGUUUGGAAUCGACCACUUGCGCGUUUAGGUUGUAUCAUUGAACUCUAUGUAUUGCAUAUAUUUCCAUUUUUAAUGAAAAUUGUAAAAUCAGUACAACUUGAUGAAAUAAGCAUUCGUAAAUCAAUCGUUAGCAUUAUUCCGACAAUUUUAUCUACAUUUUCAUCCUUAUUAUUAUGGGCUGGUGGACAAGAUCAUUUAAGUCCUGUUGUUGAACAAAAGUGUAUUUGUCGUAUGUUUGCUUUAACAAAUGAAUUUCAAGCGCUUCGUCUAGUUGUUCAUGCAUUCACUAAUGUUUUCGAACAAAUUAAUCGUGCAUAUCAAUCAUCAAAAUCUUAUGAUAAUGAUCCUCUGGAAUGCGUAUUUUAUACUUCGUUGUAUCGUGAACAAACUACCACUGACAUGGUUCAUUCAAAAUUGCAAUCGGAUCAUUUUACUGAUUCUUUACAAUACCUUACAAAUUUAUUGAAAUGGUUUACGCGUCAUUAUUCACAUAAUGACAAUAACAAAAGUGAUGACAUCACUGAGAACAAAGAAGAACAAAAAACUGCGAGAACUGAUAACACAGAUAUUCUUCAUCGAAUUUUAGAAGAAGGUAUGAAAAUCGCUUCAAGUUGGUCUUCAGAAUUUGGUUUACGCUUAACUGGAUCACAUACCCUUCUAAUUGGCAUCAUGAAUUUGAUUAGAUCAUGUGUAACUCUAAACAUUUGGUCCGAUUCAUUUAUUUUCGACUUAGGACUUCAAGAACCCAAUAAUGAUGCAGUUAACAACUGUUUCAAUCUAUUUAAUAAGUGCUUAUCUUCCAGUUUGAACUCGAUAUUAAAUCCAUCAGAUGGGAAGUAUUUGGAUCAACCAUUAGCCUUAUCAUUAGCUCUUGCUUUGCCUAUUGAAGAAGCGACAAAUGUAGUUCGUAAUUUUGUUGCACAUAACAAACAUGCACCGAAAAAAAUUAUGGCUGUAGCAAACAUUAUAUUUAUGUUCUCUCAAAUAACGUGUAAACGUGAUAUAAACCUAUUAGAAUUGAGUCAAACAAUGGGUAAAAUGUGGAGUUGGCAUAUUGUCUUGAAGCCGUAUAAACUAAACUUUAGUCGUAUCAUUACACAUGGAAUAGAUCAUUCAUCAUUACAACAUAUACUUGACAAGUUAUGCCGCAUGGUACCAUCGCUCAAAGAACAAAGUGUCUACCUUGUACCCAGUGACCAUCAGAGUAAUGAAUCAAUGGCAAAAAGAUUGGACAAUACUGAACGAUCUUUACCUUCAAUUAGAUUGAUUGCUAGAUUUUCCAAAGAUUUCAAUAUACCAUUAAAACCUUAUCUAAUUAAACAUUUAAAUGUUUUAUUUAAACCACAUAAUAGACUUAGUAAUAAUGAAAAUAUGUUUUUGCCAAAAUCUGAAAAUGUAAUCAAUGAAUCUGAAGUGAAUUGUUUCAUACGUUAUCAGAAAAUCUGCUUAUCUCGCGCUCAUACAAUACUUAGAUUAUUAUUCAGAUCAGGUAAACAAUCUGAUAAUCCACAACAUUCAUUGAAUGAAUUGGCUAAUUUACUUCAAUCGUUUUAUGCCAGUACAUCACCUUAUGAUUAUGAGCGUUUGAGCUUCUUAUUCUCAUGGAUUCGUACUUGUUGUUCAAAGAUGAUCACAAAUAAACAACUUCAAUUACUCGACUUUCUACGUACUUACAAACGAUCUCACCCUCCUAGAGAUUUUGAACUAGAACGUGUUUCUGCUACUAUUGGAAAUGAAACAACUAAUUUUUCCAAAAGUGAAGGACAUCAUCACAUAAGCAAUAUAAGAAUGCCUUAUCAUCAAUUGUUGAGUGAUUCAUUACCAAUUAAAAUUAUAGGACCAGAAAUUACUGUGUCUAAUGUAAACUUUUGGCUUCGUGUAAAUCAGAGUAUGGAGUGGAAUUCAUCAGAUUUGAUCAAAAUUACUGCUGCACAAAAUUUAGCUAAUCAGUAUACUGUUGUUGGACUUUUGCCUAUGGCUACUUCAAAUUAUGCAACUGAUGAGUUGUCAGUUCCCCGAUCGGUUGGCUGGGACAGAGCACUACCUUGUCAAAUUCUCAUUGAACCUCUUUUUAAUCAACUUAAUAGUCUUUUGGAAUCUGUGAAAUCAACACUUAACGUCUAUUCAUUGUUAGCUGGUCUUGCACGUCGAGUUAUUUAUGGGCCACAUCGGUUAUUAAUAUUAAGAUUAGCUCGGGAUCUCGCCAAAACCUACCUAUUUAGAGCUGACAAUGAAGCACAUCCUGAAGCAUGCUCUAACGACGAGUCACUGGAUUAUGAUUCAGAUGAAGGUCCAAAGGAACUAAGAGAAAAUAUUCGAUUGGCUCGAGUUGCUUUGGAAAAAGCUGAGACAAGUCAUAAACAAUUCGCAAUGGAAGGUUGCCUUUACGAGCACCAUCUAGCCGAUUGGGAGGAAGUAAAUAAGCAUUUCAAUAGUCCAUUUGAACUGAUAUUGAAUUUACUACAUAAAGCGGCAUCGGAACUACAAUCAUCAGUGACUUGGAACUGUAGAUCAAGACUACCUAUAUCCGAAUUAUUUCUAAGACGACGAGUAAUAAAAGCUUUGCCUCAUAUUGCGGAAUUAGCUCAUAUAGAUCUUUUGGAUGUAGCCAAGCAUAUCAUGGUCAAUCGAUUGAAACUUCCGUCUUGCAUAUUUAUGAACAGGGAUCUGAACGAAAGUUCCAUAACAAAUCGUAGCUUAUUAUUAGAUAUGACUGCCGAGUGUGGUGAAUUUUCUCCAGACGAUAUCAGCUUUAAUGCAACUAUGUGUCAGCCACAAUUCAACAGUGUCAAUAUACUCGAAAACCAAGAAUCCAACCAGUCGGAACCUAAACAGGAAGAUUUCAUUGAAAAUGAGUCUCUUGAUUAUGCCUUAUUUUUACUCAUUUUCAUUCAAUCAUCUAGUAACGUAAAUGAAAGCAUGAAAUGGUUCUUUUCAAACCCUGUCAAACAAGGCUGCAUGCUUCACUGUCUUCUAUCUUCUCUUGUUGAUCGAAUAUCAUUGAGGUUAUUAAGUCAUAAACAGUCUCUUUCAAGGAAGGUGGAAAACUUUCUUAGUAAAUUAACUUGCUUCCUUAUUUCAUGGCCAUUCCCAGAUGCGGAGAUUGAAGCUAUUUUCUUCGAACUGAGUAAAUUAGUAAGUCCCAUGUUUUCGAAACAAACAGUUGGAUCUAAUUUCUCACUUCAACGAAUAACAGUUAUUAUUGGUGGUUUUCUACGUUUACUUGCAUUGAGUGGUUCAAAUAAGCAUAUGACAAUGCAAUUAAACACAUGGUUUAAUCUAAUAAAUGGAAACGAAGGAAACAGAAUUUAG
Molecule: messenger RNA, 6936 nt
Organism: Schistosoma mattheei
Lineage: Eukaryota; Metazoa; Platyhelminthes; Trematoda; Strigeidida; Schistosomatidae
Source: the annotation of a GenBank genome assembly